CACACUAUAAUUCCCACUCAGCUGUUACUGUAAGUCGCUUUCAGUUUCCACAUGCAUGUAUUCACAAAUCUGCGGUGUCGAACAGUAGGAAAAGUCGGGCCACGCGUCGGAUUAAUCACCUCGUCUGUCAGUUUUGAGCAACUUGUUGCGCAGCUGCUAUUUCUAACCUCCUCUGUGGUCCAUUGCUGCUGCGAGGGGACAGGCGCUGCUCUUAUUCACCAGCACACAGCCGCUGGUUUGUUUUCUGCUUCAUCGCUGAUAUUUUCUGUGGAGAAAGACAGAUGGGUGAAGCGGUGGAUUUUUGAAAGAGCGUGGCUGUAGGAAGAUGAAGCUUUUGUGUGGGUUUUUGUGAAGUCCUGUAGCCUGCAGUGGAUUUCGGAGUGUGUUUAAUAUGAUCUCAGAGACAGGUGAUGCGAGUCAUGAGCUGGACGCGUCCUUGCCACGGACUAGACUGGAGCCACAGCCUCUUGUACCUGGUUUUACUCCUGUGGACCAGACGCGUGAGUGGACUGGCUGACUUUUCAAACUACUUGUCCAGGAUCAUCACCAGUCACUCCGCUCAGGCGUGUGAUGGACAGCCUCUGCGACUCCACUGUCCACGCCACUCCACCAUCUCCAUCCAGUCUGCCUUCUACGGGGACGGCGCGGCGCGGCUGUGCAGAGCCGACCCGGACCCUUCACUCAGAGCUCACAACCACAGCUGUUCAGCUUUUACUGCUCUACAGAAGCUGCUGUCAGAGUGUCAGAGCCACAGAGACUGCCAGCUGUCUGUCAACCACCUGCUGUUUGGGAAGGACCCCUGCCCUGGCACUACCAAAUACCUCCAUGUGGACUACAAGUGUAAACCAACUGAACACAAAAGACAUGUGGUGUGUGAGGGGGAGAAGAUGAUCCUGCGCUGUAAGCCCCCCAAGGUUCUGAACAUCUAUGCAGCUGUCUAUGGGAGAAGUCUGGGCCAGACUGACACCUGCCCCUCACACCUGACGAGACCACCCCCAUUUGAGUGUCUGAACCACGAGGCUGUACACUUGGUGUCUAAGUCCUGCUACAGCAAACAGAAGUGUGCUGUUGCUGUCAGCAACCAGACCUUUAGGGACCCCUGCUUUCCAGGAACCAGGAAGUACCUCAGUGUGGUCUAUUCUUGUGUAGUACCGAAAACAUUACUAAGGGAAGCAGACCCUUACAUAUUCAGGUCCACCUCAUCUCCCACUGUGGAAACAGAAAAAGCAGCUACUCCUGCAGAUCCAGAGGAGCCUUUCCCCAAAGGGUCAAGACGACCAGACAACUCAGGAGCGAUGAUGAGCAACUCUCUCCUGACCUAUGCCUACAUUAAAGAGCAUCCAGAAAUGGCAGCGCUGCUCUUCACCUCCAGCGUGUGUGUUGGUCUCCUGCUCACACUGCUGGCUGUAUCAGUCAGAGUGACCUGCAGAGGGCGUCGGCUCAGAGAUCACAGACUCGCACCCAAGUCUCGAAGCCAGGCUGCCAACAGCCAGGAGGAGGAUGAUGAUGAUGAGGAUGAUGAGGAUGAAGAUGAUGAUGAUGAAGAGGGAACAGAAAGCUCUUUAAUCUCAGCUGCAGACAGGAAGGCGAUACACAACUGGGAGGAAGUGACUUAUGUGAGCGAGGCAGCCGAACGGGCUGAGAGGAUUGAGCGCAGGGAUAUGAUCAUACAGGAGAUACGGAUGAACGCCUAUCUGAAUGGCAGCUCAUGUUAACUCAACUAUGACCCAUGGGUGCUGCUCAGCACCGUGGGGAUUUUUUCAGGAUUCUCCGCAGCAGCUCUCAGCCUUUGAUUAUUAACAAAACAAGACACUUUUUUAUACACUGUAAAGCAGUUUAUUGUGUGUUUUGCCAUUUUUGCAGCUGUUUGUGAAGAAUGUAAGAAUGUUUGGGUGAAACUGCAGCAUUAGCUGUUUUUAAAGGAUCAGCAGGAUUUAAUGCAGUAAAAUGCGUGAUCACAUAAAUUCUGUAAUUGUUUAAAAGUUGUGUUUAUUCACAUUCACCACCAAAUGAAGCUUGAGUUUCAGGUUGAAAUACUAAAAAAAGGCUGAAAUCACUGGUCUUGACAGGAGAGACACAACUGUCAUGUUCAUUUAAGUUAAUUCAGUUUUUAUUUAAAUUGCCAAUGUCGAAAAAUUGCCUUUCGAGGCUUUACAAUCUGUACAGCCAACUCCCCUAAAACCCCCUUAACUGGAAAAAAUGGAAGAAACCUUAGGAAAAACAACAUAGGAGGGAUCCCUCUUCCAGUGCAGAUAGACAUGCAAUAGAUGUGUGUACAGAAUAGACCAACAUAGUAAAAUUACAGUUUGGAUAAUCAGAAUCACAAAAUGAUAGAUUGUAAACAUGGAUCUGGCAGGGAAUAAAGCAACUUCCAGCUGCUGCCAAACAGAUAAGCAGACGGACCUGAGAUACACGACCUCCUCUACACCAUGGAAACCUGCAGAGAGGAAAGACUACCCCCACUCAUGAGGCAAAACUCAAGCACACCAUACACAUGGGUAGAAGGGAGAUAAACACACAGAGGGAGAGAGAUCUAGAGGUUUAGCCACAACAUCCAGGAGACUAAAAAAGGCUGAUGUAGUUUUCAACAGGGCCUGUUGCUGCAGUGAAAGGAGCCACGGGCAAUCGCUCACAAACUGAAGUUGACGGACCAAUGUGGCGAGUGGUGAAUACAUCAGCACCAACAUCACUAGGACUGGCUAGUGUUGCUUCAAAUUUAAUAACAAAAUGAUCUGUACCACAGGGUGGAACGAUCAGAGUGUUGACCUGGACAAAGCAAGUCUUAAAUUAGGGUUUUAAUAUAACCGCUUCAAAUUGGUUGAAUGUAAUAUAAAGCUUGGAGGUUAGAUGAAACAGAUUUAUAGAUUCAGGCCCACCUUGUUUGGGGGAGGGGGAAGCUUCAAUGGUUUACACCAUGUUUCACAUAAACCAAUCAUAUCCAGACUAUGCUUAAGAAUGAAUAGACUGAUCUGAUACAUGUAAAACCAAAUUACACGGCCAAUCUAUGGAGCUGCAAGUAGAUGUCAAUACAUAAUACACCUUGUGCUAUUAUUAGAAAAUGUGUUGGGCCUGCAUUUAAUGGUGUGGAGAUACAAUUGUGAUUACCUUCAAUAUUUUUGUUUCAACACCUACAGUAAUUUAAGGUACUAUUACUGUACAAAUUAAUCCUUAAGGGGACUCAGAGCAGUUGUAUCAGUGAGACUGAUGAAUCACCAUAAACCAAAGAACAUGUCAGGGAAUGUGAUCUGUCUUAACACCUCCAGUUUGUCUAAAGGGACCAUGACACACAGAAGCUUUCAUCCCCUAACUCCCUCUGGGUUUUAACUCCAGAAUGAAGCCUUUUAAUCAUGGACAAAUGUGUGGCUUAAUAAGUGUCAAGUGUUCUCUGUCCAUACAAAAAUAGGCACAUUACAGUGUUUUCCCAACAGUAUAACUACAUUAGUGGUUGUUAAAAUUGCCAGCUGUUCACACCACAGACACAAGGUAUGUGUUCUAGUUUCACCCGUCACUAUUGUCUCUUCAAAAAGGCAUCUGAAUUGAGCGCAAAAAAAAGGUGGCAUUAUUAUCCUUUAAAUCUGCACAUUACAUCCAGGAUGUUUUUCUGAAUGCAGUGCUCCUUGAAACCAGCCACUCCUCUCUGAAUCACUGCAUCUGCUCUGUCCACAUCCACAUAGCGAAUAAAACACUCUGAACUUUACAGCUUCCUUAUCCCUGCUGGGACAAGAGUUGGAACGACCAUCUACGAUGUGGCAACUUCCUGCCUCAGAGCAACACUGACUCAUAGAGGUGUGUGUAUGUGCGUCAGUGACGGGAGACAAAGAGAGGAAAGGUGUAGCAUCCUUGUCCUUGGACCCAAAAGGAUGUUAAACUGUGUUCCAGCUGAAUCAUUACCUCUGAAACUUUGUUGAAUGUUAACACAUAAAACCAUUCUUGUGGAUUUAGUCACACACAGUAACAGUGUUCAGUAAAUUUAGAUUUAACUUUAAUUAUUUUCACAGAACAUAUAAAACUUUACAACAGGGUGAAAACAAUCAGUAAAAGAAUACAAGGAUCUGAUUUAAAUUAAAAUAAAUCAGGUUUAUCAUGA
Epinephelus fuscoguttatus (brown-marbled grouper) is the source of this 4087-nucleotide messenger RNA. RefSeq names its product eva-1 homolog C (C. elegans) (gene eva1c). Gene Ontology annotation, molecular function: carbohydrate binding. The transcript has 8 exons. The coding region runs from base 411 to 1715 and encodes 434 amino acids. Lineage: Eukaryota; Metazoa; Chordata; Actinopteri; Perciformes; Serranidae. The record is from RefSeq and is a predicted model, not a curated record.